CAGAACUGUAGUGCAUUUCAUCAUCUUGUCCCCCCCCACCACCAUGGUCAGCACCAUGAACAGAAUCAAGAACAAACUACGCAGUAGUCGUCUGCACAAAAAGGAGGGCGCGUGGGCGCUGGACGAGGACUCUCUGCGUCUCAAGCAGACACAAGACGACGACCCGGUGCGCUUCGACCGCAGCACCACUCUGGCGGACACGGUCAAUGUGACGGACGACGUAGAGGAAAUGUUUUACGGCCGCAGCACCUCUAAUACCUCGUCAGACAUGCCGCAAUAUCGCACGACGGAGCAGCUUCGCGGCAAUAACAUAACACUCUCAGCAUUACACGAAGACGUUGAGGCCAGUAACGUGAGCAAUGUCAGCAGUAGCUUCUCGCAAUUCUCAGCCACGACGCCCAGCAAUUACGCAGCCUCCACUCCAGGUAAGUUCACCAGUACCCACCAAGGGCUUAACACGGCACAGACCACAACGGGUAUGUCUCGAGCUGUAAGUGGAGACUUUGAACUGGAACGUCUUCGCUCUGAGGUGUUAGAGGUCAAGGAGGAGGUGAAGGCUAUCCGACGAGAAGUCAUGAACGAGCUGCACGUGACUCGCUACGACGUUCUCAAGGAGUUGGCGCUUCUCAAGGGCGCCAUCGCUCAGUUGACUGCAACGCAGCACAUUGCACCCGCAUCUGUGUCGUCCACAGAGAGCUCGUCAUCAGACCCAUUGUCACCUGACGAACGUGCGGCUCUGACCCGUCAGACGUCCACCAAGACGUCGCAAGCCACACGUGAUCGCCUCGCUGCGUCUCGUACCAAUAUCCACAAGACUCCCCCGCCUGCAGCUCGAGCCAGUGUGAGACUGACACAACUGGCCCCAGUGGCGGACAAUGCGCUGUCGACGCCAUUGAACCCGCAGCAGAUCAACGAGAUGUUCCCACUCAUCGACUCCACGUCGGAGCUCGCCGCUCACGCUCGUGGGCUGACUCCAGGCACACGUACGUGGGCCCUGACCCGCGUGGAAGAGUGGCUGGAUGCUCGAUAUAACUUGGGCAACGACACUCUCCUGGCUGUUGUCGGAGAGGGAGGCACAGGCAAAAGCACCUUCUGUGGUACAGUGGCUCAGCAAUUCCGUGGGAAUCUAUUGGCUGCUCAUUGCUGUCAGUUCGACCGUAAGAGUAAGAGCAGUCCCAGGAAUGUGCUGCUGUCAAUGGUGCAUCAGCUUGUGGACAGCUUACCGUCGUUCAAAAACCAGCUGGCCAGACUCAACCUCAAGUAUGUACUGGAAGAAGCAGACCCAUUCCUACUGGCAGGCAAAGUUCUGGUGGACCCAUUAAAUGCUGUGGAGGAGCCAAUGCACGCGACUUUCAUCCUGGUGGACGGAAUUGACCAGUGCGCGGUUGGAUCGAACGGCCGCAAUGAGCUGCUCGAGUUGUUCGCUCAGGUAAUUCCUCAGCUCCCGUCCUGGGUCGGAUUCCUCGUGUCGUCCAAGCCAUCGUCCAAGUUGGCCAAGCGACUUCCUGUGUCGUCGGUCUUGGACUUCAGCGCCAAGAAUGGAGCUUUUGUGGCGGAUGCGUCUUCACUUGUCGAUGACAUCGCUCGAAACUUUAGUGAUGAUGACGCUGCGGAGGCCAAGAAGGUGUUGAAGAAGAAGAGUGGUGGUAACUUUGCAUAUUUGGAAUUCACCAAGCAGGCUCUGUCGCAUCCGGGCAUAGCAGCGGCAAGCAAAGAAGGUGCAGUACCACUCGAGGUUCUCCACGAGUUGCCGGAGACGCUGUACGACAUCUACGCAGAGAUCUUUGAGGACAAGUUCGGUCAGGGUCGCGCACGCGUGUGGGGAAAGGCUAAGCCACUGCUACAGUUGGUUGUUGGAGCAGCAGCAGGUCCGUACUCGCCAGUGACAGAGGAGCAGGCCAAGGAGCAUUUCAACCUCACAACUGAAGACCUGCGAAUGCUUCGUCGAUCUUUCGUUGACCUUGUGUCUGUAAAGCAUGGCUCUUACCGUAUUGAGAGCUCUGCGUUGUGUGCGUGGUUAAGUGAUCCUGCUCGGUCUGAAGAGCAGUUUUACUUCAGUGUCGACGAUGCGCUACUGGCUCUGCGUAAGAUUCGUCGAGUUGGUUCCAGCAGCUCCAGUAGCGGCCACUCUGGAAACUCGUCGGACGGUAAAGCCGCCAAGAACGGUCACGCGUCGUCCCGACCAAGCAACCGAGUGAAAACUUCCAGUAAAACGCACCAGCGAGCUCACACACGUUACGAACCGCGCACCAGCCCGGACUACAAACCCGUGGGCAUUCUCAAGCGCAACAAGUUGUAGAUCAAAUCUCUGUAGGGCUGUUGUGGACUUUUGACCAAAAAUAAGUAUUCGAUGUUUG
Messenger RNA from Phytophthora infestans T30-4, 2357 nucleotides. RefSeq lists its product as uncharacterized. The coding region runs from base 56 to 2299 and encodes 747 amino acids. The record is from RefSeq and is a predicted model, not a curated record. Lineage: Eukaryota; Oomycota; Peronosporomycetes; Peronosporales; Peronosporaceae. The transcript has a single exon.